UGGUUCCUCGCGGACAAGCCUUCAUCGUCUCUUUCAAUCAAUUUUCAUCGUUUCUGAGAAAGGAGAAGUUUUUGUUGAAGUUAGUUUCAAUGGAAGGGAUCACGGAAGGAGUCAACAGCAUGAGCCUGGGCGUUGAUACCCAGAAGAAGAGUCGGAUUCAGGUUUCCCACACCAAGAAACCGUUGUUCUUCUACGUCAAUCUCGCCAAGAGGUACAUGCAGCAGUACUCAGAUGUCGAGUUGUCUGCACUUGGAAUGGCUAUUGCUACGGUUGUUACUGUCGCUGAGAUACUGAAGAACAAUGGUUUUGCCGUUGAAAAGAAGAUCAUGACUUCGACUGUGGAUAUCAAGGAUGAUUCAAGGGGACGUCCUGUGCAGAAAGCCAAGAUUGAGAUAACGCUCGCCAAGUCUGAGAAGUUUGAUGAAUUAAUGGCUGCAGCCAAUGAGGAGAAGGAGGCUGCAGAAGCCCAAGAGCAGAGCUGAGAUCUUUUUUCAUGUCUCUCUUUCAUCUUAAUGUUAUAACACUUUGUUUCCUUUAUUUCGUUAAUUUUUGGCUCAUUUUGAAAUUUUGAAUGUCAUCUUGAAUUGUAUUUGUCUGUUAGUUACCUGUGAAAGUUUUUUUG
Molecule: messenger RNA, 622 nt
Organism: Brassica oleracea var. oleracea
Lineage: Eukaryota; Viridiplantae; Streptophyta; Magnoliopsida; Brassicales; Brassicaceae
Exons: 5
Coding region: 90-482 (130 amino acids)
Cellular component (GO): nucleus
Molecular function (GO): RNA binding
Source: RefSeq, a predicted model, not a curated record